Messenger RNA from Astyanax mexicanus (Mexican tetra), 2116 nucleotides. RefSeq names its product dual specificity phosphatase 22a (gene dusp22a). Gene Ontology annotation, biological process: positive regulation of JNK cascade; regulation of cell population proliferation; transforming growth factor beta receptor signaling pathway. NCBI's taxonomy places the organism in Eukaryota, Metazoa, Chordata, Actinopteri, Characiformes, Acestrorhamphidae. Bases 287 to 919 code for a protein of 210 amino acids. The record is from RefSeq and is a predicted model, not a curated record. Gene Ontology annotation, molecular function: protein tyrosine/serine/threonine phosphatase activity. The transcript has 7 exons. Gene Ontology annotation, cellular component: cytosol.
AAUAUCCGCUCAAUAUAAUCAUUUUUAGCUGAAGUCCGGAAGCUGGAGUGAGGCUUAAAGGGCAGAUCAGAAAGGAGGAUACCCUUCAUAACCCUAGAGUGUAGAUUUUAUAUCAGUAUAUAUCAGUAUAAGGCGUUUUUACUGAGUUUAGUUUAGAAAUGCGACAGCGCCUGUAAUGUUGUUGUAUGCUAACUAAGGUGAUCUGUGGGCUAGCCUUCAUGUGAAGCAGAGGGAAAAACGUCAACACCGAGAAUAGUUGUUGAUGUGAAAAGUCUCCACCACAGUCAUGGGGAACGGAAUGAAUAAGGUCAUUGAUGGCCUGUAUUUAGGAAACGUACGAGACUCAGAGAACAGAGAAAGCCUGUCUCAGAACGGGAUUACCCACAUCCUCUCUGUGUACAACAAUGCCAAGCCUGUGCUGGAGGACAUGACCUACCUUUGCAUUCAUGCAGCAGAUGCCUCUAAUCAGAACUUAUUACAGCAUUUCAAAGAGUGUAUCCGGUUUAUUCACGAGUGCCGAUUGAAUGGUGGAGCCUGUCUGGUUCACUGCCUUGCUGGAGUGUCCCGCAGUACUACAAUGGUAGUGGCCUAUCUGAUGACUGUCACUAAUUAUGGCUGGGAGGACUGUCUGUCUGCGGUUAAGGCUGUGCGCUCCUUUGUAGGCCCUAACUAUGGCUUCCAGCAGCAGCUGCAGCAGUACCAGAUGACCCAAGUCUCAGAGUAUCGUACUUGGCUGCGAAUGACCUACAGAUCCAGUACAUUCAGAGAUCAGGAUCAGGUGGCAGCCUUGUUGGUCCAGUAUGCAGAACAGCAGGCUCAGGAACGACAGAGACGAGGAAAUCACGACUGGAUGAACCAGUCCACCAGCGUCUACUCUGUGCCAUAUGACCGUUACAGCAGCUCAGGCUUUAAUAGAUGAGUGCUUUUUUCAGCACCCCAUCUACACCCAUCUACACACACCCCAAACCCCACAACCCAUUAAGACCCCCCAAAAACUCAUCCCUGUCACUUUACCUUACUAAUCACUCAGACUUAUAAUGGUUGCUGCUAGGGGUACACAAAAGUCAUAGUUUGGUUUACAUUGUGUUUUAGACAUCAUGGUUUAGUUCAAGUAUGGUAUAAAGCACAAAACAAUGACAAAAAAAAUAUAUAAGACUAUUUUUUAUUUAUUUAAUAUAAACAGACUUACACUUGUGUAAGUUAUAGUCGGCUCCGUCUAGUGCUGUAUAAUGCCCCACUCAGGUAGUUAUAACAGAUAUUAUGUUUAUUAAAAUAUAAUCAAUAAAAUAAGAUGCUAAAGCCAUUGUAUAUGUCAAAUAUUUGUUCAUUUUCCAUCAUUUUAAAUCCACAGGUAAGAGCAGUGACAGAUAAAGUUUAAAGAAAAAUGUGUGAGUCACUCUCUCUAUAUGUGGUAACAAGAGGCAUAGAGAAUAGAGAGGGAAAAGGAACAGGAGGGGUACAGCAACACUAUCUAUAAUCUAUCUAAACCACUACAGUUAACACACAGUGAAAUGCCAUUCCAAUAGCUUACAGUUUAUGGAAUUGCUGUAUUUACCCCAAUAGCAACGUAUCACCCUGAACCAUGACUCCUGUAUCAUGCUAGUUCACUACAAAUAUACAUACCCUUACACCUCUAAUUGCUGCUUACCUGUAAUUUAAUCUACAUCAAGCUUAGCUGCUUAAACUAGAAUCAGCACUGCCACUUGCACUAGCUCUUAGUUUAAGCCUUUAAAUACACUGGCCUGAAAUACCAUAUAAUUUAACCCUUGAAUAUAAAAGCAGAGAACAUCCAAACCGUUUGCUUUAAAGUUAGUAGAUCCAGGAAGACUACCUUAAAAAAGCCAAUAUGCAACUUUGGGUGAUUAGUGACUGAAUUUAUAAUGAGUGUUUUAUUGGUUUGUUUUGGUUUUCCCUUUUUGUGCACAAGGACGAGCGAUUGAGAGACUGACUUGUUGUUUUUAAAGAAGCAAUGGAACCCAGCCCUGUUGUUGAACCUAAAAUGGUACAAGCUCUGUUGUCAGAGUACACUGUAAAUUAUUCACACCUUUAUAGUACAGAAAUUUGUACUUCUGUUCUGUGCAAAUCUUAUGUUAUUAAACACUAUUUAUGAACCGUA